AUGGCCGACAAGACCGCAGAGUCUUCUCUUCCCGAAGAGGCUACUACUCCCCAAGAAGCUAUUCCACAAGAAAAGCCCACCGUGGGUCCAUCUCCACCUCCCAACGGUGGAACGCUCGCAUGGCUUAAUGUCCUUGGCAGCUUUAUGCUGUACUUCAACACUUGGGGAAUCCUAAACACUUUUGGCGCCUAUCAAAACUACUAUGAAUCCGGUGCUCUCUUCCACGCCAGCUCGUCCGACAUCUCCUGGGUGGGAUCCAUUGCUGCUUUUUUGCUGAUGUUUGUGGGCAUUUUCGUCGGUCCCAUCUAUGACCGCGGCUAUCUUCGAACACUCCUUAUUGUGGGCUCCUUCAUGGUUGUUUUCGGACACAUGAUGUUGAGUUUGUGCUCCCAAUUCUGGCAAGUUGUGCUAGCGCAAGGCUUCGUCGUCGGAAUCGGAACAGGCUGCCUAUUCGUUCCAUGUGUCGCCAUUAUCCCUCAGUACUUCUCGACCAAGCUGGGUGCUGCAAUGGGCGCAGCUGUCUCGGGGUCCGCACUCGGCGGUGUCAUCUACCCCAUCGUUCUGUACCGACUCAUCAAUCAAAUCGGAUUCCCCUGGGCAGUUCGCGUCAUCGGAUUUAUUGCGCUCGGCACACUGUUGCUUCCACUCUCCAUCAUGCGUCUACGCGUUCAACCGCCCAAGGUCCGCGCCAUUAUCGAUCCCACCGCAUUCAAGGACCCGGUGUAUCUGGCUUUCGUGUUCACCUCACUCAUUGCGUACAUGGGCCUGUUCGUCAUUCUGUUUUACUUGUCCUUCUUUGCUGAGGCAACUGGAAUCACGGACAACAGUCUGGCCUUCUACUUGGUGCCCAUCUUCAACGCAGCUUCGGUCUUCGGUCGUACAAUCCCGAACAAGCUGGCCGACCGCUUCGGCCCCUUUAACCUUCUCAUUCCCGCUGCCCUAUCCUCGGGUCUGUUGAUGUUCUGCAUGAUAGCAGUGCAUUCAAAGGGUGCAGUCAUCGCCAUGGCUGUGCUGUCCGGCUUUAUGAGUGGUGCAUUGAUCGGGCUGCCACCUAUGUGUCUGGCUAUUCUGACGGUGGACAAGUCGAAGAUAGGUACACGUAUUGGUAUGGGAUAUGCAAUCAUAGCACUUGGUGUGCUGGUCGGAGGUCCCGGUGGCGGCGCAAUUCUCAGGCAGAGUGGUGCAUCACUUGAUUGGCAAGGUUUGUGGGUGUUUGGUGGUGUUCCGACCUGCGUGUCAGGACUAUGCUACAUGGCGAUUCGGGUCUACAAGUAUGGCCCAAAACUGAAUAUCAAGGCUUGA
Molecule: messenger RNA, 1302 nt
Organism: Penicillium vulpinum
Lineage: Eukaryota; Fungi; Ascomycota; Eurotiomycetes; Eurotiales; Aspergillaceae
Exons: 1
Coding region: 1-1302 (433 amino acids)
Biological process (GO): transmembrane transport
Cellular component (GO): fungal-type vacuole membrane
Molecular function (GO): transmembrane transporter activity
Source: RefSeq, a predicted model, not a curated record